This is a messenger RNA of Bubalus bubalis (water buffalo), 5475 nucleotides long. It is a transcript of the gene PAX7, whose product is annotated as paired box 7. Gene Ontology annotation, molecular function: RNA polymerase II cis-regulatory region sequence-specific DNA binding; DNA-binding transcription factor activity, RNA polymerase II-specific. Gene Ontology annotation, biological process: anatomical structure development; regulation of transcription by RNA polymerase II. Lineage: Eukaryota; Metazoa; Chordata; Mammalia; Artiodactyla; Bovidae. The transcript has 9 exons. The record is from RefSeq and is a predicted model, not a curated record. The coding region runs from base 139 to 1656 and encodes 505 amino acids.
GGAGGGGGAGGAGGUUUAAAAAAAAAAAAAAAAGGAGACGAAGAAGAAGAGGAAAGAAAGAGAUCGCGGCAGGGGGAAGGGGAGCGGACGGGAAGCGGUUUUCGCCGACUCGGGACCUGCCGCCGGCGUGCGCGAAGAAUGGCGGCGCUCCCCGGCACGGUACCCAGGAUGGUGCGGCCGGCUCCCGGGCAGAACUACCCUCGCACGGGGUUUCCCCUGGAAGUGUCCACCCCGCUUGGCCAAGGCCGGGUCAAUCAGCUGGGUGGGGUCUUCAUCAAUGGGCGACCCCUGCCUAACCACAUCCGCCACAAGAUCGUGGAGAUGGCCCACCACGGCAUCCGGCCCUGCGUCAUCUCUCGCCAGCUGCGCGUCUCCCACGGCUGCGUCUCCAAGAUCCUCUGCCGCUACCAGGAGACCGGGUCCAUCCGGCCUGGGGCCAUCGGCGGCAGCAAGCCCAGACAGGUGGCGACUCCGGAUGUGGAGAAAAAGAUCGAGGAGUACAAGAGGGAAAACCCGGGCAUGUUUAGCUGGGAGAUCCGAGACCGACUGCUGAAGGACGGGCACUGCGACCGCAGCACCGUGCCCUCAGGUUUAGUGAGUUCGAUUAGCCGAGUGCUCAGAAUCAAGUUCGGGAAGAAGGAGGAGGAGGACGAAGCGGACAAGAAGGAGGAGGACGGCGAGAAGAAAGCCAAGCACAGCAUCGACGGCAUCCUGGGCGACAAAGGGAACCGUCUGGACGAGGGCUCAGACGUGGAGUCAGAACCCGACCUCCCUCUGAAGCGUAAGCAGCGCCGCAGUCGGACCACAUUCACGGCCGAGCAGCUGGAGGAGCUGGAGAAGGCCUUCGAGAGGACCCACUACCCAGACAUCUACACCCGAGAGGAGCUGGCGCAGAGGACCAAGCUGACCGAGGCGCGCGUGCAGGUCUGGUUCAGUAACCGCCGUGCCCGCUGGCGUAAGCAGGCAGGAGCCAACCAGCUGGCAGCAUUCAACCACCUUCUGCCAGGUGGCUUCCCGCCCACUGGCAUGCCCACGCUGCCCCCCUACCAGCUACCGGACUCCACCUACCCCACCACUACCAUCUCCCAAGACGGGGGCAGCACCGUGCACCGACCCCAGCCGCUCCCGCCGUCCACCAUGCACCAGGGGGGCCUGGCCGCGGCGGCCGCAGCCGCGGACACCAGCUCUGCCUACGGAGCCCGCCACGGCUUCUCCAGCUACUCCGACAGCUUCAUGAACCCGGCGGCCGCCUCCAACCACAUGAACCCCGUCAGCAACGGCCUGUCGCCUCAGGUGAUGAGCAUUCUGAGCAACCCCAGCGCGGUGCCGCCGCAGCCCCAGGCCGACUUCUCCAUCUCGCCGCUGCACGGCGGCCUGGACUCCGCCACCUCCAUCUCGGCCAGCUGCAGCCAGCGGGCGGACCCCAUCAAGCCGGGAGACAGCCUGCCCACCUCGCAGUCGUACUGCCCGCCCACCUACAGCACCACCGGCUACAGCGUGGACCCCGUGGCUGGCUACCAGUACGGCCAGUAUGGCCAGACUGCUGUUGAUUACCUGGCCAAAAAUGUGAGCCUGUCCACACAGCGUCGCAUGAAGCUCGGGGAGCACUCGGCUGUGCUGGGACUCCUGCCUGUGGAAACUGGCCAAGCUUACUAGGGCCCCUGGGGCGACUUGCCCCAGCCUGAGUCCCAGCCUAACCCUUACUGAUCCCUGAGCCUCCCAUCCUCAGUCCCUCCAUCGCCCUGGGGUCCCUGGAGGCCAGGGAGGGAGCCCAUUCCCUUCCUGUGGCCAGCCCUCUGGAGACAGGCAGCCUGCCCACUGUUCCUCUGUGGUUAGGGACCUGGAGUGACCCCUGUGGAGCCUGCCUCUUCACUCUCCCCACUGGAGGGUCUCUGGUAACCUGCCGUCUUGCCCCAGCCAAAUUCUGACAUGGCCUCUGUCAUCUCAGACCCAGAGACCACAGCUCACCCUGAACAGAGCACCUGGGGCAACCAAAGGAGAACGCUGUCUGGGAUGAGGUCCAGGAGCCCUUUGACCCCAGUGCCAGUGGGUCCCCUGGUCAGACAUGGAGCCCACGGGGCUGAUCUCGGUGGCAGUGCCAGGAGCCAGCCCUCCUGGUGGGUCUCUGGCUCAGGGCCUGAACCACAGCUCGUCCUCCUUAGCAAAGGAGGGGGGCCCUUGGCCCUGGGCUGCUUCCAGGAAUCACCCACGAAUUCUGAGAUCUUCAGGACUUCUCCACACACCUCUGCUGGGUGGAGGGGGGAAAUCUAGCCCAAGCAAGGGGACUGGGAGGACCAGGAAGAAGCUUAGCCAAGGGGGCAGGGCCACAUGGGUGGGGCUUGUUGGCAGUGGGCUGGUCCAGGGUACCAGGACCCAGGCCGGGUAUUCGGAAGCAGCUUUAGGCUCUAACACUGAAGCCCUGGUUCCAACCUUGCCCACCUUGGGUGGGGUCUGGGGAGCACCCAGAGCCUCCAGUUUCCUCAUUUGCUGAAUCAGAUGGCAGGGGGAGGAGACCAAGUCUUGACAACACGUGAGCGAUGAGGCAGGCUCAGAGGAGGGUUUCAUAACGGGUUGCUCUGCUUGUGGGCGGCAAACCUUUGUUGCCAAAGGCUUCAGCGGUCUGCCUUCAAGUCCACACCCCAUGGAGCAUCGAUUUCUCACAAAGCCUCCUUCAGAGACCUGGGCCCAUCCCCUGAAUGCCCUGCCCUCUAGGAAGGGCGCCUCCAUCUGCUCUAGAAAAUGGUUCUUGGACCAUCAGGGACUGCUUGCCCCACAGACAAGACCACAGAGUCCCCUUGGCAUUUGGGGGGCAGGAGGGGCAUGUCCCUGUCCCACCCAGACUGGCAUCUUUCAGUGUUGACCCGUUCUCAGCUGAGAUGGCUUUGUCUUCUGAUCCAGCAGACCUGGGCGUGGAGAUGUGGUCAGUCUUUGAGCCACGGCCCCUGGGCAGAGAGGGGCACCAAAGGUUCUGGAGAAGAGGGCAAGGUCAUCUUCCAGGGCCACUCCAGUGGCUCUCCCCAACUGCCUUCUCUUUACAUGUUGAGACCUUUGGGGAGUGGCUCAGGCCCCUGACUACGGCCUCCGUUGUAACUCUUCCCUUUACCCUUGAUCAAAAUUAUAUUCAUCUUCAUCUCCAUCAUCAUAAUCUACACGUGGAUCACCUGCAUCAAGUCCUGCUGGGUCAAAGGCACUUGAGACGGGAGACAGCGCUGAAUCUGCAUAGACCGGACCAAAUUGCUUGGCCCCUGCUGGGCACCUGGCACCACCUCUUUGCUCAACUCACACGUCGCCCUUAGCUCACAGGACAUUCCCAGAGGGAAAGGCUGCCGCUUUGGGAAUCAACCUGAGCUCCUCCUUUCUGGGGAACUGGAUUAGCAAGAUACUAGGACAGUUCCCUGCAUGGACAUCACCUCUGUGACAAACGCUCUCACCUACUUGCCGUCUUCAGACUCAGCAUCUCAGGCCUGUCCUGCACCACGACCAAGGCGGCCUGUGUCUCUGGUUUUCGAGGAGCCUAUGACUAACUGGGGACAAACACUCUUUGGUAGCAGUGGACACCCAGACACGUGCGGCCCAUCAGGGUGAGCCGAAGUUCAAUGGGAGCACCCAAGGCAGGAGACGCUGGGCUCUUCAAGCUCUGGACAGAGGGAAGGAUGCGUGCUGCCCGUGGGUGGCCCGGCCGUGCUUUUGUAGCUCUCACAGCCAGGAAGCAGUUCUUCCUUAAGCUGGACUACAGUCUUCAUCCACAUUCCUUGAAUGGUCAGUCUUUCCCUCUGGAAGCCGGUCUCAGCCCUCCGCUGCAUCUCCUUAUACCCUGGGUUUUCCGGGAGCAGCAGGGAUCUCAGGCUGGUCACCUCAAAACCACCCAGGGCCCCCCACCCCCGGAAGUGACAUUCCAAUGCUAGGACCAAUCCCAAAUAUCUGCCUCCGAUGGCAAAACGGGUGUAAACCAAAUGACUUCUCCUUACGUCCAUCUUCUUUGGAGUUCUCCCAAGCGACCAUCUUGGUAGAAAGUGGGACUUACUCCCCCAGGGGCCCCACCCUUCUCAGAAAGAAGCCCUGACCCUAACAGGUUUUUUCCUAAAACCUAGUGUAUUGAUGUACCUAACCAACUCAGUCUGUAAAAUUCCGUCUGGUGUUGGCAGCUUGCAGCUUCACCAGCAAGAUGAUACUGGAUGAGAAUUAUAAAAGGUUCCAACUCUUGAGGGUUGACCACAGGCUGAGAAAGAAGGUCUGAAUCCCAGUGGCAAGGCUGGCCCAGGAACGAUCCCGCUCCAGCCCUGUAAAUAGAGUCCAUCGCGAAAUAAAACAUGCUUCCUCCAACUUCUCACAAGUAGCUGUUGGUCCUACCUAUGGGGGCCCCUCUUCUGGACUCCUUGUACAUUAGUUGGAAACGUGGUGAUGUGCUGUUCGUUUAUAGGAAGUUUUAUAAAUAUAUAUAUAAAUACUAAAAAAAAAAAAAAAAGGACCGAAAACCCCCACAGUGCGUGUCGUGCUAGCGCCAGGGACCAUCUGUAGGGAUAUAUCUGCAUAUCGUGUGUUUCAAAUUAUACAUUCCGGGCUCUGCUGGGUUUUUUCAUUUUUAUUGCUUUGUUUUUCACUUGGUCUUUCUCUCUUGCUAUGAAAAAAAAAAAAGUGAUGUGUAAGAACCAAGCUAUGUUUUAUUUUUUACUCGUAUGUUUUCCUUGAUUUACAUUUGCCGUUCUUUUGCCAGAGGAACGUGAAGGAGGAGAGAGAUGUUGGUGGGGAGGAUGAAAGAGAAGGAGAGAAUAAUCGAGAGAGAGGUUUGCCCAGAAGGAAAACGAGAAGGUCAGAUUUUCCAUCUGGUGGUGGCCUGAGAACAAGGCAGAUUCAUGACUCUGAUCACUCCACCGAAAUCCUGUGUUGUUGGACCUGGAGCGGGCAGUGCGUUCAGAGAUGAGGAUCCAGGACUCUGGGAAACCCCACGAUGGCCCAAAAAAGACACGACACUCUGGGGCCUCUCUCGGGUUGAUAGUCUCCUCAGGCCCCCCAACGUGCCCCGCACUGCUGGAUGCUUUUUGAGGCCGACUGACCUUCUCCUUCCCCUCCCGCAGAGGCACCACAGCCGAGGCCAAAUGGGGGUCCUCCAGCCGCCAUCUUCAAUUGUCAGAGACAUCUGCGUAUCGAUAAGGCCAAUCCCAACCCGGGAACUAUCUGCAUAGCACUCUAGAUCAUUCCUUCUUCCUAGUAACGGCAACUUGGUUGCUUCCGUGUUUGACUCACAGCCAUUUUCCUCCAUGUGGGAGUGAGUGUGUGUGCAUGAGAGUGUGAGUGGGGUGUCCGCGUGGGUGCGAAGGCGUGUGUUUAAGUAUAAUCGCACCAUAAUUUAUUCAGCUAUAUGGAGUAGUAGACUAGAAAGAGAAACUGGCAUUUGCUUUAACUACCUGCUUGUAAGCGCUUCCUCUGUAACUCAGGCGUAACUGUUACAUAUACAUUAAAAAGAAAUUAAAAGCA